GGCGUGCUGUCAGUGCGCGAGACGUUACCGCCGGGAAGGUUGCCGUGUCGGCGCAGACUGAGCCGCGCACGUUGGAGCACGCUUUCUUGAACGCUCGAAAAUGGCUGAGGACGAAGGACGGGUGAAGCUGAAGAAGGAGAUCGGCCUCUUCAGCGGCGUCAUGAUCGUGGUCGGCACUAUAAUCGGCUCCGGUAUUUUCGUCUCUCCGAAGGGAGUGUUCGAGCACGCCGGCUCCGUGGGCGCCUCGCUUGUCAUAUGGGUCCUGUGCGGUCUCUUUUCCAUGAUUGGCGCCGUAUGUUACGCCGAGUUGGGCACUUCCAUUCCCCGAUCCGGCGGCGACUACGCGUACGUGCUGGAGGCGUUCGGCCCGCUCACCGCCUUCCUGAGGCUCUGGGUGACAGUGCUGGUGGUGCAGCCGGCCACGCUCGCCGUACUCAGCCUGACAUUCGCCACUUACAUGGUGAAGCCCCUGUACCCGGACUGCGAACCACCGGACCUGGCUCUCAGGCUUAUGGCCAUCGUCUGUCUGUGUUUACUAACGUACGUGAACUGCAAGAGUGUCAAGCUGGCGAUGAAAGUCCAGGAUGUCUUUACCACAGCCAAACUGGCAGCGCUGGCGCUUAUCAUCAUCACAGGCAUCGUUCGGAUUGCGCAAGGUGAAGUCGGGUAUCUGCGAAACAGCUUCGAAGGAGAGUACUCUGUUGGCGGCAUAUCGCUUUCUUUUUACGCCGGACUGUUUGCUUUCGGAGGAUGGAAUUAUUUGAAUUAUGUGUCCGAGGAGCUGAAGGAUCCGAACAGAAACCUGCCCAGGGCUAUAUACAUCGGCAUCACGCUUGUGACGGUCGUCUACGUCAUGGCGAACGUUGCCUACUUCACCGCAGUAUCUCCCCAAGAGAUGCUUGCAUCGCCAGCUGUUGCUGUGACGUUUGCGCAGCGUACAAUUGGUGUCGUAGCAUGGAUCAUGCCGGUGUUUGUCAGCUUGUCAACCUUCGGAGGCCUGAACGGAAUCAUGUUUACUAUUGCAAGAUUAUUCUUUAUUGGUGCUUUGGAGGGGCACCUUCCCAUGAUAUUUGGGAUGAUACACACGACCAAGCUAACCCCGACUCCGCCUCUUCUGUUAUCUUGUGCUGUGGCUCUGCUGAUGUUUACGACGAGCGACAUCUUCGUCCUCAUCAACUAUUUGAGCUUCAACCAGUGGCUUUGGGUGGGUGUCUCCAUCCUGGGAAUGCUCUGGCUGCGUUACAAAAGACCAAACAUGCACCGACCGAUCAAGGUUCCCCUUAUCUUCCCUAUUGUGUUCCUGGCCAUGUGCACAUUCCUUACGUUCAUGCCAUUGUAUGCAAGCCCCACGGAGACUGGGAUGGGCCUUGUGAUUCUAAUUACUGGUAUCCCUGCCUAUUAUAUCUUCGUCAUUUGGAGCCCGAAGAACAAAGUGAUCCGAAAGUUCUCUGAAUGUCUCACAAUAGAGAUGCAGAAGUAUCUGGAAGUCAUACUUCCAGAACAAGAAGAAAAACUCCUGGAAGUUGAAUCCUGAAGGUUGCAAUCUCGAUUUCAAGAACUUAGUUUUAAAGUACCAUCCAACUGCCUUGCCACAGUGUGUCCUCAUACCGAACCUUUAUUGAUUCUGUAUGAGGACGACGACGUUCAAAAGCAGAGAAAUAUUGGCACAUGUUCAUAUUUAGCAUAGCACUAAAAUUCUUGUCGUAGCCAGCAUUAGUUAAGGCUGUUAUACCGAAAAAAGAAUGGCCUACCGUUUGUAUAGUGCGUAGAAAGCUUAUGCGUGGACAUCGGUGACAUGGUGAAUUGGAGAAAGAUUAGCUUAGUUGCUGUUGCAACAAAACAAAUUUUCUUUCACUUUUAAGGGGAUAUAUGAAAAAGAGUUAUCACGUGUUGAACUCUAUUCUAUGGCCUCUGCACUGGCUUGGUAGGUAUAUAACGGCCAGGUUAAGCAUUUUUAUUUGGCUUUAUUCAAUAAGAAAUAGCUUGAACGUUUAUGAAAUUUUUGAUUUAGCUUUAAAACUACAGCCGAGUAUUUCAAAAAAGGGGUCACUGUAUUUUUGAAUUUCAGGCUGGAGAACUUCCACGGACAGUGAACAGCUGUUAGGCCUAUAUAUGUUUUCGUAUAUAUCGAUAUCGAUCGCUUCUAAAGAACUAAUGGAGCCGAUGGUUGUGACUCUUAGUCAGCGCCAUUCAUUUUCAUUUCGCUUAGAUAACACCACAAUUUGUUGCUAUGAAUGCAUCGUUUCAUACAGUUGGUGUUGUUGCAUGUUUGACGCUUGCAUCGACAAGCUUGCACUGUGUAUUCGGCCAAAUGCCUAGUAUGGCUCGCGUGCGAACCAUGUCAGUUCUGGUGGUGUGCGAAUAUCUGUCUGACCACGGGAGCGCGUAUAAAAAAGCAACGCUGCGCCUUCUGACGGCUGGCUGCGAAGCUCAAAAGCGCGCUCAGCGUACGCGCGCCCCCCCUUUUUUUUUACCUGCCAGCCUGCUCACUCGGUCCCUUCAACAGCGUGCGCAUCGGAACGCUAGAAGUAGCGCAAGGUGUCACUUCGACUGUCAGCGCGUGAAUCUUAUCACAAAGAUCGAUUUUUGAGAAACUGAUGCAAUAUUGACGUUUUCGACAGAGUGCAGUGUCGGGGACUAAGGCGGAGAAUUCGGCGGGCACCGAGCACUGCCACUACAAAUUACGUGUUUUCGUCACGAUAUCAUCGCUUGGUGUUUCCGCCGCGAGAGCAGGAGU
This is a messenger RNA of Rhipicephalus microplus (southern cattle tick), 2737 nucleotides long. Its product is annotated as large neutral amino acids transporter small subunit 2. The record is from RefSeq and is a predicted model, not a curated record. Gene Ontology annotation, biological process: amino acid transmembrane transport. Lineage: Eukaryota; Metazoa; Arthropoda; Arachnida; Ixodida; Ixodidae. Gene Ontology annotation, cellular component: membrane. Gene Ontology annotation, molecular function: L-amino acid transmembrane transporter activity.